Molecule: messenger RNA, 2169 nt
Organism: Lathyrus sativus (Indian pea)
Lineage: Eukaryota; Viridiplantae; Streptophyta; Magnoliopsida; Fabales; Fabaceae
Source: the annotation of a GenBank genome assembly
AUGAACGAUGAGAAGAAGCCUUCCUCGUCGUUCGUGAAAAUAGGUGACCGCCAAUUGUUUACGGUGGAGCUCCGGCCGGGAGAGACCACCAUAGUAUCAUGGAAGAAGCUGUUGAAAGACGCCGCCAAGUCAAACGGAUCCGCUUCCACAUCUCAACACUCACGGCCGGAGGCUUUUCCGGGGCAACCUGUUGAGGUUGAGGAAAAUGAUGAAGCUCAGCCACACCGUUUCAGUGCUGUGAUAGAGAAGAUUGAACGCCUUUACAUGGGUAAGGAUAGCAGUGAUGAUGAGGAUCUGCCUGAUGUUCCUGAUGAUGAUCAGUAUGAUACUGAAGAUUCUUUUAUAGACGACGCUGAGCUGGAUGAAUAUUUUCAGGUUGAUCAUUCCAAAGUCAAGCAUGACGGAUUCUUUGUAAAUAGGGGGAAAUUGGAACGCACUGAUGAGCCUCCUGUAAUACCCAAUCAACAACCAAAGAAAAGGCGCAGAAAAGAUAUAGUGAAGAAUCCAGGUGAAAAUGUUAAUGACCAUGGAUCAAAUAAACAUAUAAAAGUGGGCAAGGCAGCAUCUGGGAAAACAACUUCCAUACAGGCAAGGAAUGUGUGUAAUUCCUCACAGAAUUUGGCUGUACCCAAUGAACACUAUGAAGACUUGAAAAUUCAUAAUCAAUCAGAUAUCUAUGGAGUUAGUUCCAAAAAGAAAAUUGCUGAUACUAAACCCAUAUUAGUCUCUUCUGUCUCUUUGAAAACAUCAAGUGAUGAUGUCCCUGCUGCCAUGUCAGAAACCAAAGAUGCUGAUAAGAAGAUAGGAACUUUUCAAUCUAAGAACACAAGUGAAUCAUUUGAUGUAUCUCAUCAAAAGUACCAUGAAAAAGGUGCUUAUGUACAAUCCAAAUCCCAACCUGGAAGACCCUCGAAGAGUAUUGAUAAUUUAGAAAAUAGCAGUCGGUUGAAAGAAAAAAAUGGUAUGCGUCAACUUCCGGAUCUUAACCUGACUGUGGGAAAGUCUGCUACUAAAGCAGCUAAAUCUGAAUACAUGCACAGGAAAGAUGGGUCUAGCGCUAGGCCAAAAUCUUCAAUGCUUGAGAAGACUCUGUGCGAGUUAGAGAAAAUGGUUGCAGAGUCAAGGCCCCCUGCAGCGGACCCGGAGGCCGAUAAUACAUCCCAGGCAGUUAAAAGGAGGUUGCCUAGGGAAAUAAAGCUAAAGCUUGCUAAAGUGGCUAGACUAGCGGCAAGCCAUGGGAAAGUAUCAAAAGAGUUGAUUAACCGCCUUAUGAGUAUUCUUGGGCACUUAAUGCAACUCAGAACAUUAAAGAGAAACUUAAAAAUAAUGAUCAAUAUGGGCCUGUCAGCAAAGCAGGAGGAUGAUGAUAGGUUUCAACGGAUAAAAAAGGAAGUUGUUGAUAUGAUUAAGAUGCAGGCGCCAGCUUUGGAAUCCAAGCAACAGCAGAAAGCUGGAGCAUCAGGUGAUGUUCAAGAAUUUGGUCCUGAUGGAAAAGCAAUAACUAAAAGGAGUGUUAGUAUGGACGCCGCUUUGGAGGACAAGAUUUGUGAUCUCUAUGAUAUUUUUGUUGAUGGCUUGGAUGAAAAUGCAGGUCCACAGAUCAGAAAGUUAUAUGCCGAGCUUGCAGAAUUAUGGCCAUCUGGUUACAUGGACAACCAUGGGAUCAAACGUGGAAUUUGCAGGGCAAAAGAGAGGCGCAGAGCAUCGUACACAAAAAAUAAGGAUCAGGAAAAAAUUAAGAGGAAGAAGUUGCUGGCAUCGAGGCAAGAGGAUAGCGUUCAACUAGAUACUGGCUCAAUUACAUCACAGCAGAACCAACAAGAGAAAUUAGCUCCAGAAUCAACCAGUCAUGCUUUUACUACAACAAACAAGCCCUUGUCUAAUAUGAGCACCGCUGUCCAGGUCCCCAGUCUUACGAAUGGUGUAAAGCCAGAAAAAACAAAGGGAAGUUCAAGCAGUUCCCUGGACGAUUUCCGUGUUGCUGAUGGCAUUUUGACAAAGAAGCUGAAGAGAAAGCCAGAACUUGAGUUGGAAGGAGCAAAUUGUGGGUCUGAGAAGCAGGUUCCUUUGCAGGGAGAAGAAAGGCCUAGGCCCCAGAAGCAGUCUUCCGGUCCCACCAAAUCAAAUCUUCAGCCAACAUCCAUCCCAGGUCUUGAACUGUCAAGCUAA